Molecule: messenger RNA, 1017 nt
Organism: Papilio polytes (common Mormon)
Lineage: Eukaryota; Metazoa; Arthropoda; Insecta; Lepidoptera; Papilionidae
Product: collagenase-like
Exons: 8
Coding region: 1-1017 (338 amino acids)
Biological process (GO): proteolysis
Molecular function (GO): serine-type endopeptidase activity
Source: RefSeq, a predicted model, not a curated record
AUGUGGUCGAAGGAUGCACCGAAAUGCCCUGGUAUAGAAACUCCUUAUAUCAUAUCUAUGACAGGUAUCCACAUUUCUGUUGUGCACAAUUUUAAUAAAAGGAGGCAAACGGACGGCGAAAACACCGAGGGAGUCAACGACGGCCAUGGACAUCCGCAAUACCAGACUUUGGUUGCAGUAAAUUGUAAUGUAUUGGUUGCUGAAACAGAAGCAAACGGUGUCUACAACUAUCUUGGCACGAUAGGAAUCGAAGAAGCAGAAAGAAUUAAACAGCUGGAAUAUAAUUUGCCUGGUUCCGUUCAAAGAAUUGUUGGCGGAUUUGAUGUGGUCAGCGCAGUGGUACCUUACCAGGCUGGACUAAUCAUAGACUUAAGUCUUGAAAGACAAGCAAUCUGCGGAGGUGUGAUCAUUGCCUUCAACAGGAUACUAACAGCCGCCCACUGUAACGAUGACGGUGUUAACACCGCCGAGUCUAUCACGGUAGUCGUAGGAUCGGAAUACAUCUUCAUCGGUGGUGUCAGAGAAACUGUGCUCAGUGCUGUCAUGCAUCCAGAAUACGAUCCUAAAACCAUUGCUAAUGAUGUAGCCGUUCUGCGCAUACCAGGAUUACGUUUUGUUUAUAACAUUCAACCAGUCAGUCUACCCACCGGCAAUGAACUAAACCAAACUUACGAAGGUGUGUACGGUCGCGCCUCUGGAUUUGGUAUCAGAAGAGAUGGCGGAAGUAUGCAAUUGUAUCAAUCCCUACACAUGGCCAUACUUCGAGUUAUCUCUAAUGCUGAAUGUAGAUCAGUGUAUGGCGAUGUAGUACAGGACAGUCAUGUCUGCACGAGCGGUGCUGGCAGAAUAGGCAUCUGCAAAGGAGACACAGGCGGACCUCUUGUCGGUACUCUGAUCUCAACUGUUAUUUUCCAGAUUGGCAUCGGAUCCUUUACUUCGAGUCGAGGCUGUCAAGCCGGUGCCCCCUCCGGCUUCACAAGAAUCACUUCUUUCGUUCCUUGGAUUAUGUCUGUUUAA